This is a messenger RNA of Meloidogyne enterolobii, 827 nucleotides long. The record is from the annotation of a GenBank genome assembly. Lineage: Eukaryota; Metazoa; Nematoda; Chromadorea; Rhabditida; Meloidogynidae.
AUGGAUCUUCAAACGAGAAAUUUUGGUGAAUAUUCUGUUGAUCAUUUUUAUAAAGAAGAGGCAUCUGAUAUUAUUAACAGCACAAAAUUCAAAAUUGGAGUUUUCAGGUAUAUUCAGAAUUGUGCAUUAAUUUUGUUUUAUUUUAGAAAUAUAUUCACUGUUAAAAAUAUUCAAGAUGCGCCUGAAGGAAGUGACCAGCUUUUAGAAGAUUUAAUUGACUACUUCAUUGCAAAGGCAGACAAGACAACCGGUGCUAAAGCAGAAAAAUAUUCAAUAAUUAUACGAAGUGCAGUUCUUGAAAAACCAAUUCAAAUUCCAUACAGAGGUUUUGCGCAAAAUACACCACAAGUUGUUAUGGAACAAUUUGAUUCUGUUGAUCAAAGCGGUAAAAGGAUGGGAAGGCCAUCCCUUUACAGUCAGCCAAUUCAUAUAGAGGUUGAUUUACAAAAUACAAAAAAAUUUUUAUAUUUAGAUUGUUAUGGGGCCUUCUCAUGAAGAGGCUCUUGCUUUAAUACAAAAAGGGAAUAGUGGUAGCGGCAGAAAACCUAGAGAUAUUAUUAAAGGAACAGACCUCAACAAUCUUAUAGAGGUUUAAUAAAUUAUAAAUGAAAAUUAAAUAUUUAAGGUUCGUAACGAUGAUCUUGGUGAGCCUGCCAAAAAUCAUUGCCUUUUGUUGGCUGUUCAACUGACAUUGCUUUAUGUAAACAUGGCUAAAACUACAAAAGAAAAUGUGAAUUUUCAAAGAAUUAUCGCAGGAAAAGGAGCAAAAUCCAAGAUUGAACGAUAUACACUGAUCAAAGAUAUGAUAAUCCAAAUGAAACGACACG